Molecule: messenger RNA, 1274 nt
Organism: Scheffersomyces coipomensis
Lineage: Eukaryota; Fungi; Ascomycota; Pichiomycetes; Serinales; Debaryomycetaceae
Gene: TIP1
Product: transporter
Exons: 1
Coding region: 307-1056 (249 amino acids)
Biological process (GO): endoplasmic reticulum to Golgi vesicle-mediated transport; vesicle fusion with Golgi apparatus
Cellular component (GO): trans-Golgi network; membrane
Source: RefSeq, a predicted model, not a curated record
ACCGCGUCUUUUUUUUUUGAAGUUUUGAUUUUUGUUCUUUCAAUUAUUCAACAGGGUGGUGUAAAGAAUCAUCAUAAACAAACUUAUAAUCAAUCAAUCUACAUCCAUCACUUCUGAUUGUGAUCACUGCAUAUAUAUACAAAAUAGAUUGUGAUCAAUUGAUUUGACAAAAAGAUUGAAAUAUUCUAUCCAUCACAUUAUAGAACUGGAAGAAGCAGAAUAAUAGCCCACCACGAUCGCAAGCAUAAUAUUCGAUUUUAUCCAUCAUCAACCCCUUUAUCAUACGUGUAAUAUAAUUAAUUCAUCAUGGCUUACUAUCAACAACAGUAUAACAAUGCCCAAAACAUGCAAUUCUAUCAAUCGGAUUAUUCCAACUCAUAUCAACAACCAAAUACAGCCGGAGGCAAUCUAGGAUCUAUGGAUAAUAGUUUUGGAGGUAAUAUAGAUGUCAGUGGAGUUAUGGGAAAUGGAGAAUUAACUCCUGGUAUACUUGCUGCAUUCGGUACAUCUGGUUAUCCUGGUGAACCUCCAUUACUUGAAGAAUUAGGGAUAAAUUUCCAACAUAUUAAAUCUAAAACUUUAGCUGUAUUAAAUCCUGUAAAUCAAAAUAUUGGUGCUGAUAUAAUGGCUGAUUCAGAUUUAGCAGGUCCAAUACUUUUUGUAUUAUUAAUUGGUACUUUAUUAUUAUUAUCAGGUAAAGUUCAAUUUGGUUAUAUAUAUGGUGUGGGACUUUUUGGUACUGUUAGUUUGCAUUAUUUAUUUAAAUUCAUGGGUAAUGAUAAUCAAAUUGAUUUAGCUAGAUCUGCUUCUGUCAUUGGUUAUUGUUUAUUACCAUUAGUAUUAUUAAAUGUGAUAGGUGUGGUGCUGUCAUUAGAUAAUCUUUUUGGUUAUUUAUUAAGUACAUUUGCGGUAGUAUGGUGUACUUAUUCAGCAUCAGGAUUUUUCGUGGCAGUUUUGAAAUUACAUAAUGCAAGACCAUUAGUAGCAUAUCCUCUUUUUAUGUUCUAUUCAGUAUUUGCAUUGAUGACAAUCUUUGUUGAAAAAUCUGAUUUAUAAACAAGAUAAUGUCUCUUCUCUAGUGUUUUUGAAUAAGUACAAGAGAUAUCAUAAUAUAUAUAUAUAUAUUUAAAUCUGAGUAAGAAUCCCAUUAGAUCUAUUAUUCUACUCUGCAUGUGUAACAAGAACUCAAUUCAUGUGUACACCUUAAUAUAUAACAAUCACUGUUAGUGAAGUAAUUUUUGUAAAAAGCUCUCGCGCAAUAUGGUUUGAUUUUU